This is a messenger RNA of Diospyros lotus (date-plum), 1398 nucleotides long. RefSeq names its product homeobox-leucine zipper protein ATHB-13-like. Gene Ontology annotation, molecular function: DNA-binding transcription factor activity, RNA polymerase II-specific; sequence-specific DNA binding. The transcript has 3 exons. The coding region runs from base 192 to 1091 and encodes 299 amino acids. Gene Ontology annotation, biological process: positive regulation of DNA-templated transcription. The record is from RefSeq and is a predicted model, not a curated record. Gene Ontology annotation, cellular component: nucleus. NCBI's taxonomy places the organism in Eukaryota, Viridiplantae, Streptophyta, Magnoliopsida, Ericales, Ebenaceae.
CUCUUUCUAAUUCAAGAAACUUUUAUUUUCUUCUAUUUCCAUGACAAAUACACUUGUGUCAUAUAUUAAGCCCAUUCAAUCCCUACUUCACCACUACUCUCUCUCUCUCUCUCUCUCUCUCUCUCUCAAAACUAAACAUGACAGUGGGAUCAGCACCACUGUUUUCUAGAUUGGUGGCUAUGAUCUAGAUCAUGACCUGCAUUGAAUGGCGUUCUUCCCAGCCAACUUUAUGCUACAAACUCCUCAUGAGGAUGACCAUCAGCCUCCAACAUCUCUCAAUCCAAUUCUGCCUCCGUGCACUUCUCAAGACUUCCAUGUAUCCAAACUUUUAUGAUGGUUCAGGUGUUGCUUCACUUCUAGGGAAGAGAUCCAUGUCAUUUUCAGGUAUUGAGGUUUGUGAUCACCAGGAAACUCAUGGGGAUGAUGACUUGUCUGAUGAUGGGUCACAAGCUGGAGAGAAGAAGAGGAGGCUGAAUAUGGAGCAAGUGAAGACACUUGAGAAGAACUUCGAGUUGGGAAACAAGCUUGAACCUGAGAGGAAAAUGCAGUUGGCUAGGUUGCUUGGUCUCCAGCCAAGGCAGAUAGCUAUAUGGUUCCAGAACAGGAGGGCAAGGUGGAAGACCAAGCAACUAGAGAAAGACUAUGAAGUCCUAAAGAGACAGUUCGAAGCAAUCAAAGCUGACAAUGAUGCUCUUCAAGCCCAAAACCAGAAGCUUCAGGCAGAGAUAUUGGCACUGAAAGGCAGUAGAGAGCCAACGGAGUCGAUCAACCUCAACAAAGAGACAGAGGGAUCUUGCAGCAACAGAAGUGAAAACAGCUCAGAAAUCAAGCUGGAUAUCUCAAGGACACCCGCAAUUGACAGCCCUCUAUCCACACAUCCAACCAGCAGACCCCUCUUCCCUUCCUCCAUGAGGCCCACUGGCCUGUCCCAACUCCUCCACACCCCAUCCUCAAGACCUGACCUCCACUCCCACUCCCACUCCCACAAGCUUGACCAAACUGUUAAAGAUGAGAGCUUUUCCAACAUGUUCUGUGGCAUUGAUGAUCAAACUGCCUUCUGGCCAUGGCUGGAACAGCAGCAUUUCAAUUGAAUCCAUUCCAUUCCACAAAAUAUAGCCUAGCCUAAGCUAGUGAUUAAGCAUUUACCCAUUUCAUGAAUGGUUUUGCUAGGUGGAUUAAGAACAUCUUCAUCGUCUCGGCUGUUGUCCUCGUCAUCACUAUAUAUGAUCAUCAUUCUAUAAGGCUAAGUUAAAUUCUUGUUUUGGUACCUUAGACUGGUGUAAAGAGUAAUAGUAGCACAUAUCAAGUUGAAUUUGAGGUGGUCUUUUGCAGAUCUUUAUGGAGGAAUAAAGGGGUGUUCACCCUUUGCAUUUAUUUUAAUAUAUAUACCAUUGUUUU